Molecule: messenger RNA, 1083 nt
Organism: Dalotia coriaria
Lineage: Eukaryota; Metazoa; Arthropoda; Insecta; Coleoptera; Staphylinidae
Product: WD repeat domain-containing protein 83
Exons: 3
Coding region: 96-1019 (307 amino acids)
Biological process (GO): mRNA splicing, via spliceosome
Cellular component (GO): catalytic step 2 spliceosome
Molecular function (GO): protein binding
Source: RefSeq, a predicted model, not a curated record
UAUUUACUAAAAUUAUGACGCACCUUCUUUACUUUGUUUACAUUUAGUUCAAUGUCGGAAAAUUUCACAAUUUUCCACAGAAAAUCUCCUUAAAAAUGGAAUUGCAGUGCCUUAAUGAAAUAGAUUGCAAACAAGGAGCCGUCCGGGCAGUCCGCUUCAAUGUUGACGGCUCAUAUUGUUUAACCUGCGGCUCCGACAAAAAAGUAAAGCUCUGGAAUCCUUACCGCAGUUUAGCGCUGAAAGUCUAUGGUGGUCAUGGCAAUGAGGUUCUGGAUGCAGCUGGAUCCUGUGACAGCAGUCAAAUCAUUUCCUGUUCGAGUGAUAAAUCAGUUAUUACUUGGGAUGUCUCCACUGGAGUACCUCUGAGGCGUUUACGGGGUCACGCAGCGACUGUAAAAUGCGUUAAAUAUAAUGAAGACUCCAGUGUGGCAGUUUCUGGUGGCUUGGAUAAUGCUGUCAUGGUUUGGGAUCUGAAGUCGAGAAGACAAGAUCCCAUUCAGGUUCUAUCAGAUGCCAAAGAUUGUGUUAACACUGUUCAUGUGACAGAAUUUGAGAUUAUUACUGGAUCCACAGAUUGUUCUAUCAGGAGAUAUGACAUGAGAAACAUGAAACUUGAAGCUGACUUCAUUGGAGCUCCGAUAUUAUCUGUUUGCUUAACAAACGACGGACAAUGUAUCCUGGUAGGAUGUGCAGAUAACACCGUCCGAUUAAUGGACAAAUCCUCCGGUGAAAUGCUCGGUGAAUACAACGGUCACAAAACCGACGACUUAAGUAUUGAAAGUGCGGUUAUGCACAGUGACAACCAUGUCAUUUCCGGUUCGAAAACCGGUGAGCUCUGGAUUUGGGACUUGGUUUCCGGCAAGGUUGCCAACCGCUACGAACACACCUUCGGUCGAGCUCUGCAUUCACUCCACGUCCAUCCCAAUAAAGAUGUCGUCCUGACUGCGUCUUCCAACAGUAUUAAACUAUGGGGAUCUAGUAAUGAUAUUGUCAAAGUACCCAGCGCUCCCAGUGAAUGAGCUUGUAAAUAACAAUUUGUUUAUGUUUAUAAAUAACAAUAAAUUAAGUCGAAGUCAAACACAA